UGACAGUUUAGUGCAACGUUUCAGCUGUGUUACAUUUUUUCUUAUGUUCAAGUAAGAUCAUGUCAUAGAUUUUAAUUCAGUUAUAUAUAUCAAACAAUUCAAUAUAAAAAAAAUGCCGGCAUUUGUGGUUAUUUUAAAAAGUAACAAAUUGAUCUCGGUUCGUGGUUCGUGGGUAGAAAUACCGAUUUUAGGCGAAGAAUCGCGCAUUUUUCAUUCACCCAAUGCAAAGGAUAAAGCCAACUUUGAAAUUGAAACUUCACAUUUCUUUCAUGUCAAUGAAACAGCGUGCUAUAUCGGGCGUAUUUAUAAACAUUUCGAAACACUUGAAGCUGCCGACCAGUGGCUACAUGAACGGCCACGAAGAAUUCCAAAUGUUUAUAAGCGGUUUAAUCAGCCAAAUGUGGUGGAAACACUAGAUUUGUGCGAAGAUUUGGUAAAUGGUGUUGGUGUGCUUGGAGAAAAUUGUGAAAAUGCAAAUAAUGUCCAAGGGGAAAGUUUACCACUCAAUAACAUAGAAAACCAGCACAAUUUAAUUGAUGACAUCAAUCAAUCAAGAAACAAAAACUUUGAUACGGAUGCCAUUGAAGUUUCUAUUAAUGAAAAUGAUCUCGGCCUCGUCGAUCCCAUCGCACGUGAUGACAAGAACAACGAAAAUGAAAUUACUCUUGACGUACAUUUAUCAGUUAAGGAAAAACCAAAGAAUGAAUCGAUGGAUUUCUGUGUGGUUCUAUUGGCAAAUGGUCAAAUGAUUGUA
Messenger RNA from Contarinia nasturtii (swede midge), 754 nucleotides. RefSeq lists its product as uncharacterized. Lineage: Eukaryota; Metazoa; Arthropoda; Insecta; Diptera; Cecidomyiidae. The record is from RefSeq and is a predicted model, not a curated record. The annotation marks the transcript as partial. The transcript is spliced from 2 exons.